Messenger RNA from Aspergillus calidoustus, 3865 nucleotides. The record is from the annotation of a GenBank genome assembly. NCBI's taxonomy places the organism in Eukaryota, Fungi, Ascomycota, Eurotiomycetes, Eurotiales, Aspergillaceae.
CGAGUUUCCCCCCCUCUGCGCGCCGCAACAAUGUCCCUAUCGCCUACUACCCCUAGAUCUUCAAGACCGCGCCGAGUGCGAAAGCCCAUCAGCUGCGCGCCGUGCCGCGACUCGAAGCUACGAUGCGACCGGCAACAUCCGUGUGCAACAUGUCGACGGCGCGGUCUCGUGCCCUCCUGUUGCUACCCUAAUGCUUCACGUUCUCCGGUGCGUGCUGGCCCCGAGCUGGAGCCAUCACGAAACUUCAAUCCCGAGCAUCGCCUGUUGCCAAGCCAGAUCUCGAUCCCCAAUGCCCAAGCUGAGCCGGAGGGGCCCGCAAGCGAGGGGCAUGCGCGGUGGGAAGCGAUUUUCGAGAGGCCGAUCGAUCCGCUGUGCAAUCCUUCGGUUGCUGCAAGCUCAGAACAAGGUCAGGUUACGGAUGGGAAGGCCUGCUUCCCAUUUCAUUUCGGGCCGUCGGUCUCCAAAGCAAACAUCCUGGCGACCCUUCCACCAAGGGAGUCUUGCGACUACCUCAUUUCACAGUAUUUCCUGCGAUUGUCACCAUUAUUCCAUGUUCUCCAUGGGCCGACAUUCCAGAGACAGUACAACACGUUUCUCGAGAAUCCAUCGGGUGCUGAUCUUGCAUGGGUGGCUUUACUUUUCACUGUGCUGUCCAUGGUACUCAAUACACUCGAGGAAGAUGAUGUUCCCCUGACGGAGCGACUCUGGCUGCAACAUCUGCAGUAUACCGGCCUGCAGGGCAUCGCGUCUCAAUAUCGCCAGUCGGCGAUGCUGUGCCUGUCCGAGGACAACUUUCUCAUUCGGCAUUCUCUGAAUACACUCGAGGCGCUUCUGAUUCUACUUUAUGGAAUCAGUCACAAUGAUGGUGUUGAGCAGACCUGGGCACUACUAGGAACGGCCCACAACAUCGGCAUCGCCCUUCGCUGCAACCUCAAAACCAAGCCGCCAUCCAUGAGCUACAUCGAUUUCGAGCGCCGCCGGCAAUGCUGGGCGGGCAUCCUCCUCCUACACACCUAUCAAGCGAUCCUCUUCCGAGACGUCGACGUCUCGUUCCUGCUGGACAAACAAGAACCCGAGCUCUUCCCAGCCGACGUCAACGACUCGGACAUCCACGACGACUUUAUCCGCAAGCCCUCGAGCCAACCCACGCAAAUGUCCAUGAUAAUGUUCAAGCUCCGGCUGUUCAAACUGUCCAGCCGAAUAUGCCAGCGGCUAUUGGCCCCGCUCGACGCCCACACCUUAGCGCACUUCGACGCCGAGAUCGCCGCCGAACAGACACAGUGGGAUGCCACGUUCCUCCUCGACGGGAAACCCAGCGUCCUCGACACGGCCAGCUACGCGCACUGGUGCAUCCUGCAGCAGUACGCGCACCAGCUCUACCUCCUCAUCCACCGCUCGUUCUGCACGCGCCAGGGACCGGGCGGAAGUGCCGACCAACGGACCCAAUCCCAGCUAAAAUGUAUCGCCUCCGGCGCAGCGCUCCUCGAGAUCCAGCGGCUCUUCUUCGAGGUGCCCCGGCUGCGCCAUUACAGGUGGUACGUGUACGGGAUGAUGAGUUUCUGCGCGCUGCAUGGGGCCGUGGCGCUUGCGAGUUGUCUACUUAUGCAGAGCGGGGAGUUUGAUUCGAGUGUUUAUCGUGAUGCGUUUGAUGCGGCGAUUGUGCGGAUUGAGGCUAUUCGGGGGCGCAGUCCGAUUUGUGUCAAGGCGUUGCCGAUACUGAGGCAGUUGCAGAAUAUGCUCCAGCCUGAAAAGGCUCCAGUACCGACCACGACCCCCGCGGUAGAGACGAAUACUGUUUCCGAAGAGUGGGCCGAGACUCUGCCAUGGCUGAGUAUGGACAUGAUCAAUUGGGACGUGUGGCAGGAUAUAGUGGACGGGCCGGCGUAGUCGUGGCAUACGUGCAAGAUACUGGAACUGUAGCUUACUUGUCGUACGGUACCCUGCUCAGCUUACUAUAAGUGGCAGUUACCCCCUCCAUACACAGCACUAGCGGUUUUUAUCCACUUGCCCGCCCGGAUUUAUGCUGUGCGUUUCCAUUAUAUAAUACUCGAGACAGCAAGGUAUAUGUUGUAGUAUGGCUGAAUCAUCCUCAACAUGGUAAGAUGAAAAGAACAAGACUGAACUAGUCGUAAAUUAGAUAUUAGGCUCGAUGCUAUUCUCUAUAUAUGCCAUCAGAAAUCGUAACAGGAAAAGCAAACAAAAGAAAACCUGCCUGCGCCAAUUUUGAAAUGAAAUAAAGACACUCCAUCCGCUCCCCGUCCCUCUAUCGUAGAAUCCUUUGCAAAACAGCUUUGAUCCAAUGUCAAUCCCCGAUGCCUAAAACUGAAAACAAAACGCCCUCUCACGGUUUAAACUCCCACUGUCCGUCUAUUUCAACAGCCCUCGCGUUAAUCCCUCCCGAAGCCAUCCUUCUAACGCAUUGAUUACCCCAUCACCACAAUCAAAUCAAUGCCUCGUAAGCUUGGCCCUGAGCUUCGCCCCAAAAACAUAAAACCCAUACGGAAUAAACACCAUGCCCACGCCAAUAAACGCCAGCAGCCACGACGCCCACUGCAACCCCAACCGGUCAUACAUCUGCGUCGUAAACAGCGGGAAGGCCGCGCCGCCGCCGGACCGCAGAAACACCUUGGCGGCCAGCGCCGACGCCGCGUACUUCUGGUAGCUGUCGAUGAUGUAGUUGUUGACCGCGUAGUAGCACAGGACCAUCCCGUACCCGAAGGCGAUCCCCGACGAGGCCGGGCCGACCCAGAUGAUGCGGCUGUACGAGGUCGCGCCGAGGAUGAAGAGGGCGAUGGGGAUGAAGGGGGCGCCGAGGAGGGCGCCGAUGAGGCGGUCUUCGGGGGUGGGGUCGCGGAUUUCGCAGACUUUCUUGAAGCCCUUUUCGAUUAAGGGUGUGGUGAGGAGGGCGAAGGCGGCGCCGAUGAGGAUGGGGAUGAACAUGAGGCCGAUCUGGCCGUCGUUGUAGCCGUAGAGCUUGCCGAAGAUGACGGGGUACGCGAAGAAGAAGGCGUAGAGAAUUGCGUAGAUGAGGACGAUGUACAUGCACAUGAGGUCGAGGACGGGCUCGGUCAUGAUCAUUGUUAUGGGCCGGAUGAGGCUUGUGCGGAUGAUGUCCUUGAAUGUGAGCUUGGUCUUUUCUUGCUCGGUGAUGAUGUUGGGGUUUCCGGUCUCUUUGCGGAGUUUGGCGGCGCGGCGCUUGAGGAUGACGGGGGCGUAGGUCUCGGGGAUCAGGCCCAUGAGGACGAGGAUUGCACCGGCGAAUGCGAGGUUCACCCAGAAGAAGAGGUCGAGACGGCCGGAGCCGACGGUGAUCCAGCCACAGACGAUGGGGCCAAUGACGGGGCCGCAGUAGGGCGCGGCGGCGAAAUAAGCAAUGGCCAUUCCACGCUCUUCGAUGCGCCAGAUAUCAGCAAUGGUGCCACCAGCCAGAGAAAGACCGGAGCUGGAGAAGACACCACACAGGAACCGGCAGACAAGAAGGCCGCCGAUAUUGGGUGAAAGCGCGCAGGGGAUGUUGAAGAUGACAUAGAGACCGAGCGAGAUGAUAUACACGGGGCGUCGGCCGAUGAUCUCGGACAGAGGAGACCACAGUAGCGGGCCAACAGCAAAACCGCAGACCAUGAUUGAGCAGGUGAGGAUGGCGACUUCUAGCGAGACGUUGUAUUUCUCUUCGAUGAGACCGAGACCGCCAGUGACGAUGGACGAUCCAAACGCAACACAGACGACCAGCAUCGAGGCGACCAAGGUGAUAUACCAGCGGUACAGUCGCGACCAAUUGUGCGGAUGCUCGGGGUCGCCAUUGGUAAACGUGACGAAUUCAGUCUCCUUCUCAUUCGCCUCUUCCAAGCUUUGCGGGGUGACUGAG